UCUGAGAUAGACAAUAGCAUCGACGAUUUUUUAAAACAUGACAAAAUGUUGACAAAAUUGCCAACAGCAAAUCUCAAGAAGGUUGUGAAGCAGCGGUUUGAUGAUGCUAGUUUGCCUAAGACACAUGCAAUGACAUGGUUGAAUUAUCAGCUGUUUCUGCAGAAGCUUGCGAAGGCAGCUGCAGACAAUGCAAGAGAAGACAAAUCCGCCGUCAUCCGUGCACAACAUGUGCGCAGUGCUGCCAAGACAAUCCUGGGUUCAAACAAAGGAUAAAACAGCCAGAUGUGUUCAUCUUUCUUCUUGGGAAUAGUUUGUUUCCUAUGCCUGUAUAAGAAUUGCUCUCCUUUUGUGUAGAAGAUAAGAACUUCUAGAUGUAUUUUCUUUGAUGCACAUAUGGAGGGGUGAACGCAAAAACGUCCUAAGUGAUAUUAGGUAAAGAAUCAGAUAAAAGCUUUCUGCCGUCACCUUCGAUGAAUGAAGUAAAAUACCGGCAGGAUAUACAUUUUGUAUGUGAUAGUGAGAGAGAAUAACAAAAAUAAAAUAGUUUGAUGUAAAUACAAAUGAUAUACCACUGGUAUGUUUAGAGAUGAAAAUACUACACAACAUGGUUCUUAAUGCAAGAGACAUCUUCAGAGUAAAUAUUUGUACAGAAAUAGUCAUGUCUUAAAAACAUAAAACAUGAGCACUUCAACACACCAUGAACACUUCAACUUGAACAGGGAAACAGCUACAACAGACUUUAACCAAUGAACAAAGAACAUGUUGUUUUUUUAAGAAAUUUGUAAACACUCCAUAUAGAACUUGUUAAACAGGCCCCCUAACAUCUCGAAACUUGUGAAGUCCCAUAUAACCAAAUGAAGCUUAGCUCGCUAAAAAAAAAUCCUUUAAUUUGUGUAAUAUUUAUUUAUCAAAGAGUUUUUAGACUUAAAAUAGGAAAUAUCUUUAUGAUAAUCACAAUUAACCAUUGUUCAAAUUUAGGUACAUGUAUGUUUUUUGGUUAAUUGGAAGAAGCUUCUGCUUAGUGUAAGAAGUUUCUAGAAAAUAGGACCAAUAGAUUAAAAGCUAACAUUUAAGCAGUUCUUAAGAAUAUAUCGCAGAAAUUAUCAUAACAUGGCAGCGAUUUUUUGUUGUUGCAAUUUACUGCCUUUUAAAAGCUGUUUCCCCUUACCAAAAAUGUCCAUUUUUCUCCAAAAUGUUACAUUUUUCCCAAUUUGAUUAAUGUAGAUUACGUUAAUGAAUUAAAAUAGCAAUGAAUUUCUUGAAAUAUGAACAAAAUCUUGACAAAACUUACUCUUUCACAGCUUAAUGUAAGCAUAAAAGUUAGAACAUGUAUAUUUACCAUUAUAUUAUCUAUUUUGGCUUAAUUUAGUAUUAAAUAAUUUUUCCCAAAGUCACUUUUUUCCAGAUUUGCAAGGCACAGGCGGUAAAAAUAAUUUCAAUAAAAAUCGCUGCAUGGUAUGCAAAGUACUAAAAUAUGGGCAGUGAAUUUAAAUGCUUCUUAAUAUUCAAUGCAUUUUUAGACAAAGAUCUUGGAAACUCAAAUAGAUCCCUCUACCUAGGUAAAAAGGUUGAUUUAAAGUUAGUGUGUAAUAACCUAGAACGACAUAUGAAAUCAUUGUAGCAUAUUAACGCCAAUAAAUUUUCCCCUAUUGUCCAACUACCUGUAUUAUGUUUAAAAUAAAUAACCAAAUUGA
Messenger RNA from Mya arenaria, 1694 nucleotides. RefSeq names its product centromere protein W-like. NCBI's taxonomy places the organism in Eukaryota, Metazoa, Mollusca, Bivalvia, Myida, Myidae. Gene Ontology annotation, biological process: kinetochore assembly; mitotic cell cycle; chromosome segregation. The coding region runs from base 46 to 273 and encodes 75 amino acids. The transcript is spliced from 3 exons. Gene Ontology annotation, cellular component: kinetochore; nucleoplasm. Gene Ontology annotation, molecular function: DNA binding; protein heterodimerization activity. The record is from RefSeq and is a predicted model, not a curated record.